This is a messenger RNA of Stegastes partitus (bicolor damselfish), 747 nucleotides long. Lineage: Eukaryota; Metazoa; Chordata; Actinopteri; Pomacentridae. The record is from RefSeq and is a predicted model, not a curated record.
AUGCUCUGCUACCUGCUCUUUGUUCUGCUGGGAGGCCUGGUGUUCACAGCCGUGGAGAAGCCGUUGGAGGAGGAACUGAGAGCUGAGGUGGAGGAGCUGCGUCGCUUCUUCCUGCAGGAGAAUCCCUGUGUUGAGGAGGGCAGGUUGGGCAAGCUGCUGGAGAAAGCUCUGUCUGUACACCACAGUGAUGUAAAUGUUCUGAACGCUGAGGCAGACGAGAGACGCUAUGACUUCACAUCAUCACUCUACUUUGUCAUUGCCACUUUGACCACCAUGGGUUCUGACUCUUACACCCUCAAGUCAGAUGAGGCCAAGCUCUUCUGUAUCUUCUAUUGCACCCUAGGGAUUCCCCUUACCCUGUUCCUACUCACUCUCCUUUCUAACUGUCUCCUUCUCCCUGUUGUCACUCACGCCCCUGUAAACCACCUGCACGUUUACUGGGGUUUGUCGUAUAACCGAGCUGCCCUCGUCCAUGCUGUCUUUCUCACAGUGCUUGUCUUCAUCCUCCUUCUCCUUCUGCCCGCCUUACUGGUCUCCGCAAUAGAGCCAGACUGGAGCUACUUGGACGCUCUUUUCUUCUGCUUUGUCACACUGAGCACUGUUGGUGAAGGAGAAAACCCUCUUGGGAGAAGUUGGGGGCCAGCAGCCAGGGAAACACUGGAGCUCCUCACCACAUAUGACAUCACAGUGGUUGCGAAGAUGGAAAACUAUGACUGGUUGUGGGCUCAUACGUACAAUAUCACCUAA